Messenger RNA from Gadus morhua (Atlantic cod), 2773 nucleotides. RefSeq names its product HtrA serine peptidase 3b (gene htra3b). Gene Ontology annotation, molecular function: serine-type endopeptidase activity; protein binding. Gene Ontology annotation, cellular component: extracellular region. The transcript is spliced from 10 exons. The record is from RefSeq and is a predicted model, not a curated record. Lineage: Eukaryota; Metazoa; Chordata; Actinopteri; Gadiformes; Gadidae. Gene Ontology annotation, biological process: proteolysis. The coding region runs from base 420 to 1832 and encodes 470 amino acids.
CAGCUCUCUCCUCCUCUAGCCGGGCCGAUGGGCAAGACCAAAAGAGACUUAUUCAACUAAUGAGGAGGACAGGAAAGAAAGAAUACUUCGUCUGCUGUCGAUGUGCAACGCGGAGCUUUGAGAGACUUCGCCCACAACCUCAAUUUUUGUGAAUUUCAUCUUUGUUUACAUCUUUGAAGUGAAAGACAGCUUGGGGUUGGAUCUUCUCAUGGCGAUGUCCAUGAGAUGGAAACGGGACCAUAUUUCUGGACUAGAGACUCGCAAAAGUGAUGCGUAAGAGUGUGGACCGCUGCGGGUUCGCCUUCUCCAAACUGGCGCUCAACUGGCACGACUGCAACCUUUAAGUCAUCCUUUCUCCACUUUGCAUCCCCUUCUCACUUCAAUCGAACUUUAUUCAAACACUUUACAAACACACCAACAUGCAGGUACUACUGUUUGCCACCGUGCUUCUUCACCUCAACCACUUUGCCAACGCAGAACUCAAAGCGAGCAAGUGCCCGGCGCGCUGCGACGUCUCCAGCUGUCCGAGCCCCAGCUGCCCCAGCGGGUACGUCCCGGACCGCUGCAACUGCUGCCUUGCGUGCGCACAGGCUGAGGGCGAGCCGUGCAGCCGCAAAGACGAGCUGCCCUGUGGGGAAGGGCUGGAGUGCAAGCACCCGGCGGGCAAACGGCUGUUCCCCCUAAAGGGCGUCUGUCAGUGCAGACAGGGCCACAAGAUUUGCGGCUCCGAUGGGAAGACCUACGGGAACUCGUGCCAGCAGAAGGCGGCGAGCAGGGAGGCCCUGCAGAAGGGACGUCCCGCUAUCGAACAGGCGCACAAGGGACCGUGCGAGAGCAGCACCGGUGUAUCCCAUCCUACCAGUCCCCGCUACAAGUUCAACUUCAUCGCCGACGUGGUGGAGAAGAUAGCGCCGGCCGUCGUUCACAUUGAGCUGUUCCUCAGGCACCCCCUGUUCGGACGUAACGUCCCCCUGUCCAGCGGGUCUGGGUUUGUGAUGUCCGACACGGGCCUCAUCGUGACCAACGCUCACGUGGUCUCCAGCUCUUCUGCUCUGUCUGGGCAGCAGCAGCUCAAGGUCCAGAUGUGCGACGGCGAUGUGUACGAGGCGAAUAUCAAAGACAUCGACAAAAAGUCGGACAUCGCUACGAUCAAAAUAAACCCAUCGAAAAGGUUGCCGAUGUUAUCGCUGGGCCACAGCGCUGACCUGCGGCCCGGGGAGUUUGUGGUCGCCAUCGGCAGCCCCUUCGCCCUCCAGAACACCGUUACCACGGGGAUAGUGAGCACGGCCCAGAGGGACGGCAAGGAGCUGGGCAUCAGAGACUCUGACAUGGACUACAUACAGACCGACGCCAUCAUCAACUACGGAAAUUCAGGAGGGCCUUUGGUCAACUUGGAUGGCGAGGUCAUCGGGAUCAACACCCUGAAGGUGGCGGCGGGAAUCUCCUUCGCCAUCCCCUCAGACCGAAUCACCCGCUUCCUCAACGAGUCGGUGGACAAGCACAGCAAAGAGGUCCGAUCCGUCAAAAAGCGCUUCAUCGGAAUUCGGAUGCUGACCAUUACACCCACGCUGGUGGAGGAGCUGAAGCAGCAGAACCCUGACUUUCCCCAGGUGGCCAAAGGGAUAUAUGUCCAUGAGGUCGUCGCUCAAUCCCCCGCACAGAAGGGCGGUAUCCGGGACGGCGACAUCAUCGUGAAACUGAACGGCCGACCGCUGCUGACCACGGCCGACCUGCAGGGGGCGCUGCUCGAGGAGUCGUCCCUCCUGCUUGAGGUCCGCCGGGGCAACGACGACCUGCUCUUCAACAUCGAGCCCGACGUCAUCAUGCAGUAGCGGUCGCCGGUCGCGCCGUCGCCGGGGAGACGCCGAAGUCCGAGACGGCGGCCAUCUUGGUUCUGAAGGCUCAGUUAUGGUUCCACGUCGACGCAACGCAAGGGGGUUUACGGACCCCUUACGUCGCUGCGGACCCUCCUUGCGUCCAGCGCAAGGGCCUGCGGUGUGCUUCCCAAAAGGGUUAACCUUGUGUCAAGGCGACGCAGCAGCAAGAGCUGUGAUUGGUCCGCUCGCUAAAACCCGACGCAGAACCAAAACAGGUCCUGGACUGCGUCGAAGCGUCUGCGUGGUCCUUGCGUUGCGUCGACGUGGAACCCUAAUCAGCCCUUAAGACGACCCACCGGAUAAGAAACUGGUCCAACGCUGAUGUUUAAACAAAAAACGCGAGAACCGAGGUGCUGAAAUGCUUUGUUUUUUACGAUAAGUGACGAUUUUUAUCCCGAGGGAACUUUUCGUGGAAGAAAGAAGGGGUAUGUUUAUAAAAAAACAACAAAAUGCUGUAAAACGUCAAGAUAAAGAUCACAAAUGGUUCCAAAAGCCAAGAAGAACAAAUAAGAUAUAGUGUUUUGCAGUCUGGUUUGGGUGGUGACAGUCUUGAGCAUGGUUAAAAUAUCAUUAUAAAUAUGACGAGUUAUUUAGAAGUCUGUUUUUUAUUAUGUGUCUUAUUCGCUCAUGCAAGUUUGUCUUCGACCCACCCGACAAAAAGAGGAGUUCAACAUUAUAAUCCUUUUUAGUGCCCGAUGUGAGCUACAUUUUUAAGCUCCCAACACUGUUAUGCUGUUAUUGUUUCAUAUGCCAACGUGAAAACCUAAAUCGAUUCAUCACUCACUACUGCUGGAGUAUAUUUGUCUUGUUGUUUGUGUGCACGAAAAGAUUAUACACUCAAACUGUCAAAUGUUUUGUCAUACUUUUGCUUUUUUAAAUAAAAACAUUUUAAUAAA